AUGAAGACCAACACCGGCACACCAGUUGCAGUCGCGAUGCUGUUACUUCUUGCGACUUUUGUCUCAGCGCAAGGUCAUUGGGAAGUGGUUGGAUUAACAGGCGUUGCCGCGAUGCACGCCGUUUUAGUGGCUCCUAAUCGAGUAUUGAUUAUUGAUAAAGCUGAACCAAAUCCAAACGCGACCUUGCCAGACGGUACAACAGGCUGGUCAUGCGAAUAUCAUCUGGACACCAACACGUAUCGCGUUUUGCCAUUAAAGACCAAUACAUUUUGUUCUGCAGGAGCUUUUCUCGGGAACGGCACGCUCCUUAGCACUGCCGGUAGCGGUGCAAUUAAACAGGAUAAUAUAAAUGCUCAAAGCGGGUUUGCUGCAAUCAGGCUUUUUCAACCAUGUCAGGACGACAAUUGUUGGUGGACAGAAUUACCGGCACGAUUAAGUGGAUUUAGGUGGUACAAUACUAUGGUUACUCUUCCGGACGGAAGAGUCCUUAAUCUUGGAGGAUCAAAGGUACAAACAGGAGCAAAUAGCGUAUCAACGAAUAACCCAACAUACGAGAUCUAUUCUUCUACCGGAACAAGUGAUGCAUUUCCGAUUCAGUUCUUGAUCGACACGCUUCCAUACAACCUCUACCCCUGCGUGCAUGUCAUCUCUGAUGGUUACUACCAAGGCUAUCUCUUCAUCUUUGCAAACAGACAAUCAGUCAUCUAUGACAUCAAGCAAAACAGAGUCGUCAAAGCUCUUCCCGAUAUCCCCGGCGUUCCGCGGUCCUAUCCUCUAACCGGAUCCUGCGCUUAUCUUCCAAUGACUUUUGAAAACAAGUACAAUCCCCAAGUGAUCAUCUGUGGAGGACAGGCCGUGCAGUCGUAUACCAGUCCGGCAGAUAACACGUGUGGAAGAAUAAAUUUGGGUGAUCGGGAACCGGCUUGGGAAAUGGAUGAUUUCGGUGGUCAAGCAAGAGUAAUGGGCGAUUCGGUUGCGUUGCCGGAUGGAACGAUGGUAUUUGUUAAUGGAGCAGCUGUCGGAACAGCCGGUUAUUACGAGGACGGUCACUACCUUGCAUCUGAUCCAGUAUUGUUUCCGGUAGCCUAUGAUAUGAAUGCACCUAAAGGUCAACGCUGGACGCGUUACGCAGCAACUACCAUUCCAAGAAUGUAUCAUUCGGUGGCCACGUUGAUUCCUGAUGGGACUAUAUGGGUUGCCGGAAGUAACCCUAAUCCCGAACCUCGUCAAGAUGUUAAAUUUAUUACAGAAUACCGUGCAGAGGUGUUCACGCCCCCCUAUAUAAAUCCGUCAAAGCCACGGAUUACCAUAACCUCUUUCGACAGUUCGGCUAUUAACGAGGGACCAAUCAGCGUCAAAUACGGUGCCGAAUAUCAGGUUACGUUUACUAUUGCCAGUGGUGCCAAACCAGGUACUAUUACUUCAUCGUUGAUCAACACUGGGUUCAAGACUCACUCGCAAUCAAUGUCGAUGAGAUGCGUUAAAUUAUUGGUGGGCAAAGUGACUGCAAACUCUGAUGGCAGUUAUAUGGCAACUGUGCAGACACCACCAAACGCGUUUAUCAUUCCUCCCGGACCGCAGUAUGUGUUUCUCUUGAAUGAUGGUCAGCCGGCAAAAACGGCAGUUCAGGUGUCGAUCGGAGCUUGA
This is a messenger RNA of Paraglomus occultum, 1647 nucleotides long. The record is from the annotation of a GenBank genome assembly. Lineage: Eukaryota; Fungi; Glomeromycota; Glomeromycetes; Paraglomerales; Paraglomeraceae.